AUGCCAGAAGAUCCAAAGACCUAUCUGAAGCGGCCAAAUUCUAUGUCUGACGCUGAGGCUGUUCAGAAACCACCAAAAAGACCAAAGGUACAUUGUGCAGCACAGUCAUCUGCGACCAGCCUACCUAUCACCAAUGACGGCAGUGUAGCUUUGAAGACUAGCACUGAUGCACGUCUCCUUGCCUUACAGCAGCUUGUUCGCGACACCUUGGACAACUGCGACCUCACAGGUGCUGACUCGGAAGUUAUGAAAGCACUUUCAACCCUAGACGAAAAAUUGCUUCGGGCUCAAAAUCCACCGCUCAGUGCAUGUUCUACUGGGACUCGGCAGACUCCAAAGCGUCACAACUCUGAUCACGAUGUAUCCGGACUCAACGAAGCGUUCACGUCUGUGCUACCUUCAAUCAUGGAUGAGAAGCUGCGGACCGCUGUGUUUACUCAUCCAGCCCUCAGCAAUAAAAAUAACACGACUUAUGACCGGCUUGAGAUUCUUGGUGAUGCCUAUAUUGAGCUGAUUGCAACAAAGAUUGUUUGGGAAAGAUUUCCAGAUUUACCAUCUGGUCGAAUAUCACAGAUUCGGGAGAUUCUUGUCAAAAAUGAGACCCUCUCAAAGUUUGCGGAAACUUUUGGCUUCGACCGCAAGGUUGCUGUGCCUUUAAAUUACAAUAACUCGUCAAAGAGAUGGACAAAAACCAAAGGGGACGUAUUCGAGGCUUACGUUGCUGCAGUCAUUUUAUCAGAUCCGGUAAACGGGUAUCAAGUAGCUGAGCAUUGGCUGACCGAUUUAUGGAUGCCAUUCCUACAAAAUCUGGGGCGCCAGAAAGGCGGGUUGCGCUCCAAGGAGGCUCUCGCUAAGAAGAUCAUGGGCAGAAAUAUCAAGCUCGAAUAUCUUGAAGAACGCCCGUCCGUCCAACUGAAAGGUGGCACCCAAACCUUCUUUAUCGGGUUAUACCUCACUGGGUGGGGAUGGGAGAAAAGACAUCUAAGCUCUGGCCAAGGCUUGAGUAAAGCAGCUGCGGGUGAUGAAGCUGCAGAAAAUGCUCUGCUUGACAGUUCUUUGAUUUCUGAAAUAGUCUCGGUGAAAGAAUCUCAAGAAUCAAUAAUGUGA
Molecule: messenger RNA, 1107 nt
Organism: Penicillium nucicola
Lineage: Eukaryota; Fungi; Ascomycota; Eurotiomycetes; Eurotiales; Aspergillaceae
Product: ribonuclease III
Exons: 2
Coding region: 1-1107 (368 amino acids)
Biological process (GO): rRNA processing; regulation of gene expression; primary miRNA processing
Cellular component (GO): nucleus
Molecular function (GO): double-stranded RNA binding; ribonuclease III activity
Source: RefSeq, a predicted model, not a curated record